CUGGCAUUGCUCGGAAUAGUGACUUCUCGACAACAUGCAGCUCACCACUCUCUACUCUUCAACCAACUCCCCCUCCAAGAACCAGAAACACCAAACCCAAACUCAGAUGCCUUGCCCUCAUCCACACGAGCCCACUGGAUGCGCGUAGCAAGCUCAGUCAACCUCGCCAUCUCUGCCUGCCCAUUUGCACCCUAUGGAACCGCCGUAGUAAACCAUACAAGGUCCUUUGCCAACUCUUCUGAUCUUGGAGAAUUGAUGUGUACUGGAGUAAAUGAUAAUCAUCACUCUGGCAACCCUACUCUUCAUGGAGAAAUGGCGGCGUUUGAGAAUUGUAGUGGGAUUCUUACUGAUCCGGAGGGAAAGUAUAAGUUUUCUGCGCAAGAGGCACGGGAGGCUUGGAGNGGGUUUUCGCUGUACACUACUGCUGAGAGC
This is a messenger RNA of Aureobasidium vineae, 432 nucleotides long. The record is from the annotation of a GenBank genome assembly. Lineage: Eukaryota; Fungi; Ascomycota; Dothideomycetes; Dothideales; Saccotheciaceae.